GUCGUCUACACCGACUCCCCCAAGGCCAUCGCCAACCAGAAAUCGGUGAUGGAGUACCUCCUCAUCAACCACCCCCUCGACUGCCCCGUCUGCGACCAGGCCGGAGAGUGCUCCCUCCAGGACUACUCCUACGAGUACGGACGAGGCGUCUCCCGCUUCGAGGAAACCAAGGUCAAGCAGCCCAAGAAGGACCUCGGCCCCAACGUCUACCUCUACUCCGACCGCUGCAUCAUGUGCUCCCGCUGCGUCCGCUUCACCCGCGAGGUGUCCGGCACCGCCGAGCUCAUGGUCGAAGGCCGCGGCAACCAGGAGCAGAUCGACGUCUUCCCGGGCCAGGCGCUCGACAACGAGAUCGCGUCCAACGUCAUCGACCUCUGCCCCGUCGGCGCUCUGCUCGAUAAAGACUUCCUCUUCGCCCAGCGCGUCUGGUUCCUCAAGAGCGCCCCGAGCAUCGACGGCAUCACCGCGUCCGGCGACAACAUCCUCAUCGAGCACAACAACGGCCAGGUCUACCGCAUCAAGCCCCGCACGAACAUGGACGUGAACAAGUGGUGGAUCUCCGACGAGAUCCGCUACACCUGGAAGUUCGUCCACGACGAGAACCGCCUCAGCGCCCCGAUCAUCGAGAAGUUCGACACCCGCGUCCCCACCGAGUGGCCCCGCGCCGUCGAGACCGCCGUCGAGGGCCUCCGCGGGAAGAACGUCCUCUGCGUCGUCAGCCCCAUGCUCUCCUGCGAAGAGGCCUACCUCCUCGCCCGCGCCGCGAAAGCCAUCGCGGACGACGUCACCUUCGCCGUCGGCCCCAUCCCCCGCCAGGGCGAGGACAAAACCUUCCCGGGCGGCUACACGAUCUACGCCGAGAAGGCCCCCAACGCCCGGGGCGUCCGACGCGUCCUCGAAGCCAUCGCCGGCUCGAACGUCAUGGACUACGAGGCGAUCAGCCGCCGAGCGAGCGAGUUCUCCGGCGCGAUCAUCACCGGCAACUACCCGAGCGACUGGGCGACGGACGCGAUGGUCAGCCUCGCCAAAUCCGCCUUCUCCGUCCUCAUCGAUACUCUCCCGAGCAAGCUGAGCGAGACCGCCAACGUCGUCCUCCCCGGUGCCACCUGGACGGAAAAAGCCGGCGUCUUCGAGAACGUCGCCGGCCGCCUCCAGGCCUUCGAGCAGGCCAUCCCCGUGCACGACGGCGCCAAGCAGGAAGGCCAGAUCGCGCUGGACCUCUACGCGACGGCGAACGACAUCGACCGCCCCGAGCGCAUCAACGCCGCCAACGUCCGCCGAGAAAUGGCGAGCGAAUACCCCGCCCUCAGCGCCCUCGAAACCGACGUCCACUACCCGAGCGUCGAGGCCAAGCAGGAGCCCGACAUGCAGGUCGUCGAGCUCUAG
Messenger RNA from Symbiodinium necroappetens, 1386 nucleotides. NCBI's taxonomy places the organism in Eukaryota, Dinophyceae, Suessiales, Symbiodiniaceae. The record is from the annotation of a GenBank genome assembly.